AUGCGCAUCACGUGUCAGACGCCUUUCCUUCUCCUUCUCCAUUCUUCCAUAUUGUUGGGGGCGUCGUGGCCCUCACUGCUUCACUGCUUCAUGGUUAACUUCAUCUUUGUCAGACACGGAGAAUCAAAAGACAAUUUGAGAAGCGUAUGGGCAGGCGUGAAGGAUUCCCCACUGUCUAACCAUGGCAUGCAACAAGCAGAAGUUCUAGGAGACUAUCUGGCUUCUACGAACAUCGUAAUCGUAUACACCUCCGACCUCCAACGUGCCAAAACGACCGCGAAGGCGCUGAGGGACAAGCAAACGAACCCUCUGUCAAUCCCGUUCAUAGAAACCUCUCAUCUCCGCGAACAGAACUUCGGUGCUGGCGAGGGCAUGAAGUUUUCCAAGAAGGAAAAGGGCAUGUCCCUCGCUGCGCACUACGCCAAAGGCCUGUUCCCAGCUUUGCACACGAGGCAAGAGAAGUUCCCUGGUGGGGAGAGCCUCCACGACAUGGCGAGGCGUGCUGAGAUGGUCAUCGAAGAGAUACUCCUUCCUCAUGUAGUGCAGGAGAGCAAAGAUGGUGUUAUGAAGUCUAUCGCUAUUGUUAGCCAUGGGCUCUUCAUUGGUGAGCUGGUCGCGGCGAUCAUUAGAAGGGACCGGGACUAUCGAGGAGAAGUCGACGUUCGGAAUCUUCGGGGCAUGAAGAACACUGGGUGGACGAGGCUUGCAGUCGCGUUGAAGUUUCCCGCUCCCAACGGAACAGUGGUCAGUCCUAGCACGAAACUAGCCUUCAACGUGCGUGUAACGGAUGUUAACCGCUAUGCACAUCUUUCCAACCUUCAUCGGCAGAAGGGAGGUAUAGGAAGCUUGGCCCACGACCCCGCUCAGAAAGAUAUCCGAUCUUUCCUAGGAGGAAAGCAAAAACCAGCGAUAGUUCGACCCUCUCAGAAACCUGCACCCUAUUGA
This is a messenger RNA of Cyclocybe aegerita, 945 nucleotides long. Lineage: Eukaryota; Fungi; Basidiomycota; Agaricomycetes; Agaricales; Hemipholiotaceae. The record is from the annotation of a GenBank genome assembly.